Messenger RNA from Catharus ustulatus (Swainson's thrush), 1008 nucleotides. Its product is annotated as mitotic checkpoint serine/threonine-protein kinase BUB1-like. NCBI's taxonomy places the organism in Eukaryota, Metazoa, Chordata, Aves, Passeriformes, Turdidae. The record is from RefSeq and is a predicted model, not a curated record. Gene Ontology annotation, molecular function: protein kinase activity. The coding region runs from base 1 to 1008 and encodes 335 amino acids. Gene Ontology annotation, biological process: mitotic spindle assembly checkpoint signaling; meiotic sister chromatid cohesion, centromeric. The transcript is spliced from 10 exons.
AUGGACGGGCCCGGGCGGCAGCGGGGGGGUGCCCGCCGCCCACCCUCACGGUCCCGGCCUUUUCCCUGCAGGAAUUAUGAGGCUCAGAUCCGGAACUACCGAGGGCCCGACCCGCUGGAGCCGUGGGACAGGUACCUGCGGUGGGCAGAGGGAUGUCUCCCUGCCCAGGAGAAGCAGAGCCGCUGGCCCGGGCUCCUGGAGGAGCUGGUGAAGGCGUUCGUGGGCGACAAGCGGUACCAGCAGGACCCGCGGUUUGUGAGCUACUGCCUCAAGCUGGCAGAGUUCAUCUCCUCCCCUUGCCAGUACCUGGAGUACCUGCACGGGCAGGGAAUCGGAGCCACCAGCUCGGAUUUCUACCUGGCCUGGGCUCAGCUGCUGCUGAAGGAAGGAAACGUGCAGGGAGCAGGGGCUGUGCUCCAAAAGGGGCUCCUCAACCAGGCACAGCCCCGGGAGAGCCUGCAGCAGCUCCACUGGUCCCUGCAGAGUUAUGAUCCUCGGAAUCCCCCUUUGCAAGAUGCUCCUGCUGUAAAACCACUUCAGACCUCCCAUGCUGCAAAUCAGAUGGCUCCUCCAAAAGGUGUUUCAAGUCCUAAUCCCUGCAAAAAUCAGGGCCUGGAUGCUGCUGAUUCUCAAUGCUGUGGUGCUGCAAAAGAAGUGAAUUAUGUGACCUACAUCUCCAAGUCCGAGGUGGUGCCCAAGGCGGCGCCCGGCGCCGCGGGCGUGGAGCAGGUCCCCAUGUACGACAAGAACCUGCUCCUGUGCCAGGGCUCUGAGCUCUCCUUCGAGGAGCUGAGGGCCAGGAGAUACUUCAGGAAAGAUGAGCUCCUCAGGAGGCAGCAGGCACUGGAGGAAGAAAAGAAGGACUCCAUGAGGAAAAAGGAAUCGGCAUUCCUGGAACUGAAAGCCCUGCAGCAGAAGCUGGACCAGCUCACCCAGCUCUCCAGAAGCCUGGAGGAAGCAAGACUGGAACCAGCAGCUGAGCCAAGCCACAGGGUGGGUGCACACUGA